GGGCGAAGGGCGAAGGUCAGCGUCCAGGUCGGAGCGCACCGCCUGGGUUAACCAUGACCGCGUCUGGGGACCCCGGGAAGCAGUGGCAGGAGGAGGUGGCGGCGGUGGUAGUGGUGGGCUCCUGCAUGACCGACCUGGUCAGCCUUACCUCUCGUUUGCCCAAAACUGGAGAAACCAUCCAUGGACAUAAGUUUUUUAUUGGCUUUGGAGGGAAAGGUGCCAACCAGUGUGUGCAAGCGGCCAGGCUUGGAGCAAAGACGUCCAUGGUGUGCAAGGUUGGCAAAGACUCCUUUGGCAAUGAUUAUGUAGACAACUUAAAACAGAAUGAUAUUUCCACAGAAUUUACAUAUCAGACUAAAGAUGCUGCUACAGGUACUGCUUCUAUAAUUGUCAAUAAUGAAGGACAGAAUAUCAUCGUCAUAGUGGCUGGAGCAAAUUUACUUUUGAAUAUUGAAGACCUGCAGGGAGCAGCCGAUGUCAUUAGCAGAGCCAAAGUCGUGGUCUGCCAGCUAGAAGUCACUCCAGCGAUUUCUUUGCAAGCCUUGGCCAUGGCCCGCAGCAACGGAGUGAAAACCUUGUUCAACCCGGCUCCGGCCCUUGCCGACCUGGACCCCCAGUUCUUCACCCUCUCUGACGUGUUCUGCUGCAAUGAAAGUGAGGCUGAGAUUCUAACUGGCCUCACGGUUGGCAGCCCUGCAGCUGCUGGGAGGGCUGCACUGGUGCUGAUGCAAAGGGGCUGCCAGGUCGUCAUCAUCACUCUGGGUGCUGAAGGGUGUGUGGUGCUGUCACAAACAGAGCCUGCCCCAAAGCACAUUGUCACAGAGAAGGUCAAGGCUGUGGAUACCACGGGAGCCGGUGACAGUUUUGUGGGAGCCUUGGCCUUCUACCUGGCUUACUACCCAAGCCUGCCCUUGGAAGAAAUGCUCAAGAGAUCCAAUUUCAUCGCAGCAGUCAGCGUCCAAGCUGCAGGGACACAGUCAUCUUACCCACACAAAAAGGACCUGCCACUUCAGCUGUUUUGAUUGCUGUUAACCCUAAAGCAAAUGCACCGAGAAAUAAAAUGUACUUGGGGACGGAUGCUUUCAGCUGGUAA
Echinops telfairi (small Madagascar hedgehog) is the source of this 1093-nucleotide messenger RNA. It is a transcript of the gene RBKS, whose product is annotated as ribokinase. The transcript has 8 exons. The record is from RefSeq and is a predicted model, not a curated record. Bases 54 to 1022 code for a protein of 322 amino acids. Lineage: Eukaryota; Metazoa; Chordata; Mammalia; Afrosoricida; Tenrecidae. Gene Ontology annotation, molecular function: ribokinase activity. Gene Ontology annotation, biological process: D-ribose metabolic process.